AUGGGAACGGUAGAUUUGGCGAAUGCAUUGGUGAAAUGGGUACUCGCCGCGGGCAUUUCCACACAGGAGGACUAUGAAGACAUGGUGUGGAACAAGACCAAGGAUGUAAUGCACGAAUUUGUGGACUACAUGGAUGGCGACCAUAUAAUACUGUAUGCAGCGAACUGUGAUAACAAAGGAUGGGAGCGCCCCGACGAUCCUACCCCCGGUCACUUCUAUGUACCCCGCACGGUGGGGCAUAAAAUUGUAUGCGUACUUAUGGUAGGGGCAUUGUUUUUCAUGAAUGGGUGGACUAUUACACAAAAGACUCGAUCGACGGAAGAUGAAACCAGUGAAAGAAUACGGGAGCACUUGUUAUGUGCAAUAGUACAUAUGUUCAGCGAAGUAUUAAACGAAUCGGUGUGUCCAAGUAUGUGGGGCACAUAUUAUGCAUGGAAAAUAAUGGAAAAAAUGGAGACUGGGGCCGGAGGUGUUUCGGGAGGUUUAAUAAAGCAGCGGAAAUGUGGUCAAGACCUAUUUGCGCAUUUGAAAACAACGAAGCUUAACUUAAAUGCAGACGUCAAGAAAUGGUUACGGGAACAUAGCAAACUACAAGAGGCAAUACAGAAAAUACAAGGAAAGGCAUUGUGCACGGAGCAGUGGAAGGACGAUUGGAACCUAGACGACAUCCUGGGGAACGGACAUGUACCGCAUGCCGAAGGUUCGCAGAUUGUUCAAAUAGUGCACGAACUGAAGGCAGGACUGGGGGAAGUAUUUAAAGGAAUUAAGCAACAGGUAGAGCAAGGCAUAGAACAGAGGGAACAGGCGAAGAAGAAGAACUUAGCGAAGGAUGACCAAAACGGGGAGGCCGCCACGACGGCUACUGUGCCGGCUGCAACAACAGGAUCGACAGCGGAGGAAGCCAAGAAGAAACAGACAGAAGGGUCAGAUUCUAGGAAGGAAAAGGACAAGGCCAGUCCACAGGAACCACAGGGUGGAGGUACUCAGACAACACAAACGUCAACCACACCAUCACCCGGGAGCACAGGAACAGGGAGUCCAGGGAAAACUCAGGCGCAACCAACAGGGGGUGUAGGAGAAGGAAGGGCAGAUCACGGAGUACCGGACACCUCAGGAGGUAAGUCUCAGGCGUCGUCACCACCAGGACAAGCAUCGCAACCACAAGCGCCUGCAUCUCCAGUAUUACCAGCACGACCACCACAACCAGAAGCAACACCAGGAGCAGGAGCAGCAGGACCCGUACCACAACCCCCACCUGCGGCACCCCCAUCACACUCAGAGACACAAUCUCCGAAGGGGCCAACAUCAGGACCCGAGACAACACCAGCAAAGGGAUCCGGGGAGAAAGACGAUACAAGGAAAGAAUCAGGUACGAGGACUGAGGAAACAGUUAGGGCUAUAGAUGAUCUUGAACUGGGUCCAGGUACCCUAACUACUACAAUCAUUAGUAUACCAUACGACCCAGCACCUGCACCAGAUAUAUUCCGUUUUCCGGAACUAAAGGAAGAUGUAUCCGGUGAUAAGGACCAAGCACCGCAGCCGGCGCAGGCACCAACUAAUGAACCCUCACAAACGACAACUGAGACAGGCCAGGAUGAAACUACGAAAGAGGAUGGGAAGGACACAUUGGUAUCAGGGACACCACAAAAGGACAUUCCCAAGGUUACAGAAGCAGUUGUGUCCUCGCCGCCUAACCCCCAACAAGAGGAUGGUGCAGCAAGUAUCCCCGGUCCUAGGCCAGCCUCCGGUGCAGAAGGGAAUAUCGUCAUCGAUGGCGGCAACGAUGACCCCCCUCCUCUCAAUCCACCCAAACAUCAACAACCAAAACCGAACCCAAAUCCGGAGCAGACAGGCCGUAUCGGUACAGGCGGAGACCCCGGUCAGGCGGGAAAGGACGGCAAAAGUGGUGAGGACGGAGAUCCUGGGAACAAGGCUGCGGAUCAGGAUGAAUUCUCCGUAACGACCAGUCUAUGGGGAAUAGGGCGGCCAGCUGCGGGUAGUGGAGGCGGUACUGCAGGAAGUGGUGAUGGUGCAGGUAAAGCCGCUUGCGGUGAACCACAGAAAGGUUCCACAACUGGUCCAUCAGAAUCUAAUGUACCAACUUUUGAUAUAGGACAGAUCAUUCCAGCAGUGGCAGAUAGCCCCGGGGGAGGAUUCGUACCACCAAUCUUAACAGAUGGAUCAUCCAGUUCAUCGGGCGGUAACCAAGGUCCCGGGGAAGUGACCCCAGAUGUCCCCGAACUAACCGCCGCGGUCCUUACCGCCACUACUCCCAUCCUGUUGUUCGUCGCUUCCGUUAUCGUCGCCGUCCUUGGUUAUUCCCUUUGGAAGCCCCUGAACGCUAACCCCCUAAAAUCUGUUCCCCUGAACCCUAAACCUAACCCCAGAACCCUAAAUCUUUGA
Plasmodium fragile is the source of this 2403-nucleotide messenger RNA. RefSeq lists its product as uncharacterized. The coding region runs from base 1 to 2403 and encodes 800 amino acids. The record is from RefSeq and is a predicted model, not a curated record. NCBI's taxonomy places the organism in Eukaryota, Apicomplexa, Aconoidasida, Haemosporida, Plasmodiidae. The transcript is spliced from 6 exons.